UUUCAACAUCCUGCUUAGGAAACAGCAGUGACCAAUAUAAAUAAAUUUUAGAUAUACUUCAUUAUCCGAUAAAUGUCUGUACCUCUCUAACAUGCACUUAUGAAUUAUCAAAUCUAAAUUACUCGAACCAGCAACCUACCUUCAUUCAUUUUACAUGUAUUUUUUCCAGUUCCCCUUAAUACAUAACUCUGGCUUCAUAUGCUUAAUGCAUAAGAUAUCAGAAAACACACAACUCCGACUGCUGUCAUAACUGUUCUUACGUAACACGCAGCUGGUUGUCAGUGUAAUGGAAGUUCAAGAAUGCAUCAUAAAUUAAAAAAGAAUGAUAAAGUUAUUAUUUUCGAGAUACAGUACUGAAAAUUUACUGAACAUUAUUUUUAUUACGCUGGUGGUGUAUCUUAAUCAUUCAAUAACCACUUCAAAGUUCAAGCAUAAACAGGAAAACCUGUUUAUGACUUGUAGGGGAAUUGUUUUGUACCAGGAUUUGACGAACUUAAAUUUGUCCAGGCCAAUCUCGGAUAAAUCUAGUGAAACGUCUGGUCAACCGUUUGAUUAAUUCUUUGUAAUUCUGGAAAUUAAUCAUGAAAUUUCAACUUAUGCUAACUGUUUUGUGGUGUAUAUGGCCUGUAUCCUUUCUAGCAAAAGCAGAAAUUUAUAAUGAAACGGAUGAUGUGAAUGUUUCAAGUGUUCCGGCCGUCCCCUACCUUCAGUCAUCAAGUUCGAAUAAAAUUUCGCAAAGUUCGUCCUGUUUUAUAGGAUUCACUACAAAUGAUCUCAGUGUUUACUUCAUUUUUUCUCACAUAGUAACACCAGUUAUUUUUGGUUUAAUACUAAUUAUUGGAUUCGUUGGUAAUUUAUUUGUGAUGAUUGUUGUUUUGGCCAAUGCUCAAAUGCGUAAUACUACCAAUAUUCUUAUUUUCUCACUCGCUGUAGCUGAUAUGGCAUUUAUAGUCAUUUGUGUUCCAUUUGCAGCAGUUGUGUAUGUUACUGACAGAUGGCCAUUGGGAUUAUAUGUGUGUCGCAUUUAUUAUUACUCAGCAUACGUUUCUGUCUACUGCAGUGUUUACACUUUGGUGUUGAUGAGCUUGGACCGUUUUAUGGCUGUAGUUUAUCCAAUCCAGUGCAUCAAUGUACGUUCACACCGAAAUACAACAAUUGCUGUAAUCAUAACCUGGACUGUAGUGCUGGUCACUAACAUACCAUUGUUUGUUGGUGCAGUUUUAGUGAGAGGUCCACCAGGAGGUGGAGAGAGUUCAUGUAUUACAGAAUACUGUACAUAUUCAGGGUUGGUUAGCAUCGAUGAGCAGACUAACAUUGCAAGAGACAAUCCACAUGGGGGACGAAUGUUCUUUCUGUUAUUCUUUUUGUUUGGAUACUUAUUUCCGUUCAUUAUUAUCUGUCUGCUGUACAUCUUCUUAAUACUGAGACUGCGUUGUGGGCCAUCAUCUAAAAUGGCGCAUUCAGCAGAAUCUCAGCGUUCAAAGAAGCGUGUCACUCAUUUAGUUGUAACUGUGGUUAUUGUAUUUGGUAUUAGUUGGCUACCAAUUCAUGUAAUCUUUUUGACACAAUACUUCGCAGGGGAUCCAGAGACUCCUUUGUUUAGAGUUAUGCAAAUUUUAGGAAACUGUUUGGCUUACGGAAAUAGUAGUAUCAACCCAAUAUUGUAUGCAUUUUUAUCAGAGAAGUUUAGAACUGCUUUCUUAAGACUUAUUUGUAGUCGUAAAUCAAAUCAAAGAGAAGAAAGAUUGAAAGGAAAAAGCUUUGAUAAUGCAACAGCUAUUGCUAUGUGAUGAUAUAUUGAAUGAAUUCAACAUAUUCAGUGAUUUACACAAUUAUCUUUACCAGAAUUUUCAAGUCAACUUUCUCAGCAAAAGUCAAUAUGAAAUGUACCAAACAGUGAUAACAUUCCCAAGCUGCAUGCUUUUUAAAACGCAUAAAACUUGAAUUAAUGGGUACUCAUGAUUCUAAAACCUUUUCUUGAAAGCUUCAUACAUUCAUACAAUGAAGCCUUCAUGGUUCUGAACGACAGAUAAAUGUGAAUGUGUAGAGAAUUAUAUUUCAAAGAUAUAUGAAUGUUAAGUAUUUAAUUAACUUUCAUCCAAGGGAACUACAUUCAGUAUUAAUUCCUCAUUCAAAUGCAUCAUGCGAAUAUCUCGAAACAGAAAGCAAACUUUUGUAAAUUAUUUUGGAUAUUGUGGAACUGUAAAUGCCUGCAAACUGAAAAAAUGUAUCAACUUAUAAUAUACACCUGACAUACAUACAACUUGAAUAUCGGUGCAACCUUUCAAACUGGAAUUUGUAACACGAGAUUUCAUUGAUAUAUUCGCACUUGAGCCAUUUUAUUCAUUCCUGCUAAACUUAACGCUUUCUAUUUAUUGUAAAGAAUUGUAAAUUUUUUCAUAAUAUGGUUAACUUUUACGUUGUAACGUUUGUGUCAUAAACUUUAAUGCAUGUGAACUAGGUUACUUGUGGAUAGAUAAGUGAGAUUCAGUAUUUGUUACAAUAUGUUAUUUUCGGAUUAUGUAAGAGAUCUUAUAGUAACAGUAUAGUAAUGAAAGUAAAAAGCCUAUUCCCAAGUUUGAUAUCUUCAAGUUACCCUAAUAGCUAUACACGACACGCAUAUAUCAGCUAUAACUUUGUUGAAUAUUAUUGCUCAUAAAUAAGUACACAUCAGAUUAAAAAAGUGA
Molecule: messenger RNA, 2687 nt
Organism: Trichobilharzia szidati
Lineage: Eukaryota; Metazoa; Platyhelminthes; Trematoda; Strigeidida; Schistosomatidae
Source: the annotation of a GenBank genome assembly